Messenger RNA from Rosa rugosa (rugosa rose), 2619 nucleotides. RefSeq lists its product as uncharacterized. Gene Ontology annotation, molecular function: GTP binding. Gene Ontology annotation, cellular component: chloroplast. The record is from RefSeq and is a predicted model, not a curated record. The transcript is spliced from 13 exons. NCBI's taxonomy places the organism in Eukaryota, Viridiplantae, Streptophyta, Magnoliopsida, Rosales, Rosaceae. Bases 56 to 2029 code for a protein of 657 amino acids.
AUGUGGAUAAACCUCGGAGGUUUUAAGCGCCAAAUUCCGAGAGAGAGACUUGAAAAUGGCAGCAGCUGCUGAGCUCUUCUUGUCUGGCGGAGGAGGAGGAACCACCGCUCUGUCCAAAACCCUAUCUCUUGUUUCUUCCCCAUUUCCCAAAUCAAUUCUUCAUCUUCUCCGCACCACUCCCUCCUCCCCUUCCCUUUCCCUCCACCACCACCACGCUUCUCGUCUUCCUCUCCGCUUGCUCUCCGCCACUGAUCAUCUCGACGUUUCCCUAACAGACGACGACGACGAAGAACAAGAACUAGAACCAGAAGCAGAAGCAGAGGGAGAUGAGUCCGACGUCGAUUUGGACCUCAACGCCCUCGAACAAGACGCCCUUCUCGCCGUCCGAGACUUCUCUUCAUCUCUCUCCAACCAGCUCACAAUCGAAGAUGAGAAAACUGAUCAAGAGGCACUCGGCCGAAAGCAGAGGAGGCAGAAAACUCCAAUCAAAAAUAAAACUAUCCCUGACCAUCUUCUUCCGAGAGUUGCAAUUGUUGGAAGACCAAAUGUUGGUAAAUCAGCAUUAUUCAAUCGACUUGUCUCGGGGAACAAGGCAAUUGUAGUUGAUGAGCCAGGGGUCACUAGGGAUCGCCUGUAUGGUGGAUCCUUUUGGGGGGACUUUGAAUUUAUGGUGGUCGAUACUGGUGGUGUUCUUACAGUUUCAAAGUCACAGGCCAACGUCAUGGAAGAACUGGCCAUUUCAACGACCAUUGGUAUGGAUGGAAUUCCACUUGCCUCCAGAGAGGCAGCGGUUGCAAGGAUGCCCUCAAUGAUUGAGAAACAAGCUACUGCAGCUGUUGAAGAGUCAUCAGUCAUUAUUUUUCUUGUUGAUGGCCAGGCUGGUCUAACUGCGGCUGACGAGGAAAUUUCAGAUUGGCUACGUAGGAACUUCUCAGAUAAGUACAUCAUUCUUGCAGUCAACAAAUGUGAAUCUCCACGUAAAGGAGUCAUGCAAGCAUCAGAGUUUUGGUCUUUGGGGUUUUCGCCGCUUCCUAUAUCUGGUAUAUCUGGAACUGGAACCGGAGAGCUUCUCGAUCUUGUGUGUUCAGGCCUAAAAAAGAUUGAGGAUCCUGAUGAUUUUGCUGAACAAGAAGAUUAUGUUCCUGCAAUUGCAAUUGUUGGUCGACCAAAUGUUGGUAAAAGUAGCAUUUUGAACGCGUUGGUUGGAGAAGACAGGACAAUUGUUAGCCCAGUCAGUGGAACUACUCGCGAUGCUAUUGAUAUUGAAUUCACUGGACCAGAUGGACAGAAGUUCCGGCUUAUUGACACUGCCGGAAUCAGAAGAAAAGCCGUUGUUGCUUCAUCAGGUAGUGUGACGGAGGCUUUAUCAGUUAAUCGAGCAUUUCGUGCCAUUCGCCGUUCUGAUGUUGUGGCUCUUGUCAUUGAGGCCAUGGCUUGUAUCACAGAACAGGAUUGCAAGAUUGCUGAAAGGAUAGAAAGAGAAGGGAAAGGUUGCCUGAUAGUUGUAAACAAAUGGGACACUAUACCAAAUAAAAACCAGCAGACUGCAACAUACUACGAGCAGGAUGUGAGGGAAAAGCUUCGUAUUCUCGAUUGGGCGCCGGUUGUAUAUUCAACUGCACUAGCUGGUCGUAGUGUUGAUAAAAUUAUCAUGGCUGCUAGCACUGUUGAGAAAGAACGGUCAAGAAGGCUUACGACUGCUGUGGUAAAUCAAGUGGUACAGGAGGCACUAGCUUUUAAAUCACCACCUAGGACUCGAGGUGGCAAAAGAGGACGUAUUUAUUACAGCACUCAGGCUGCUAUAAGGCCACCAACAUUUGUAUUCUUUGUUAAUGAUGCGAAACUUUUCCCUGAAACUUAUCGUCGCUAUAUGGAGAAGCAACUGCGUUCAGAUGCUGGGUUUGCGGGUACUCCAAUUCGCCUUUUAUGGAGCAACAGGAGGAAGACAGAAAGAGAUGAAGGGAGAGCUACAACAAGGACAAAAGGGAAUCUUGUGCCACGUGACAAAAAAUUGGAAUUAGCUACAUGAAGAUGGGGAAUGUUUAGGUAUCUCUGAACCGGUGACUAGUUUUGUUGUGCAUGCAGUACGUCCUAGUUAUCAGACAUUGAAGAUAACCAUGUAAAAGCGAGUUUGACUGAUUAUACAUAAUAUUUGGCUGAGGUUGGGCGAAAAUUUUAAGCUGGAUCAUGUGCAAGCCAUGUUAAAGUCAGGGAUUUGCAGCAGGAAAAGAUCAUCUCAAGCUUUUUUAUGGAAGAUGAUCACUUUCUGGAAUUUUAAGUGGUUGGCAUGAACAUAUUAUGAUAACGUGGACCACAGUUUCAGGUCUCGGCCUUUGUUUUCAAAUGUUAAUGCUCACUUGAAGUAACAAGAAGUUGUUUCUAGUAGAAAUCAGCAGCUGCAGUUUUGGGAAAGGGGAUGAACCCAUUCCGGUGAUGGUACUAGUCACUAGAUCAAGUUUAUAUGAAAGUCCAUCCUUUGACUCCCUUUGACGUGUAUGGUGACUGAUGGGGGGGAUGGAGAACCACCAUAAGAUAAUACUUUCCUUUGUGCCAUCAGAUGAAUGGGCAACUGUUUUGAAAUGCUCAAAGGACUUGAAUCUAUGCAAAUUUUUGCCCCUA